Molecule: messenger RNA, 1734 nt
Organism: Fundulus heteroclitus (mummichog)
Lineage: Eukaryota; Metazoa; Chordata; Actinopteri; Cyprinodontiformes; Fundulidae
Product: secretory carrier-associated membrane protein 1
Exons: 9
Coding region: 215-1201 (328 amino acids)
Biological process (GO): protein transport
Cellular component (GO): recycling endosome membrane; trans-Golgi network membrane
Source: RefSeq, a predicted model, not a curated record
UCCUCCUCCUCCUGGAGACGGUUUCUGGAAACAGUCAACGCUCUCCUUCACCUCCACCUGUCAGCUGGUGCGUCGGCUGCCUCAGAAGCGAACGUCAGCUGUCGGGUUCCUAAAAAAAAAAAACACCGAAUCGCACCAGAACCGCCGACCCAUUAGACGGAGCGAACGGAACCGACGCGACGCUGUCCCAACAGCAGAAGUCAGUAAAAAAAAAAUGUCAGAGUUCGACAGCAACCCGUUUCAGGAUCCAUCGGUGACACAAGCAAGGCAGACCGCCUCUGCAGGGAUGGAGGAGUACAACCCCUUCGCAGAUGCCACACCAAACCCUUUAAGUGUGGCAGCCAGGACUGCAGGCCCCGCGGUCAGCACGCAGCCGGCCAUCAUGAAGCCCUCAGAGGCGCCUCCAGCGUACUCGCAGCCUCAGGCACAGGAGCAGACGGCAGCAGCGGCAGAGCUGCUGAGGAGGCAGGAGGAGCUGGAGCGCAAGGCCGCAGAGCUGGACCGACGGGAGAGAGAGAUGCAGUCCCUCAACACCUCAGGAGGAAGGAAGAACAACUGGCCUCCUCUCCCUGGGAUCUUCCCCGUGGGACCGUGUUUCUACCACGACAUCACUGUGGACAUUCCUGUAGACUUUCAGAAGACGGUCAAAAUCAUGUACUACCUCUGGAUGUUUCACGCCGGAACGCUGCUGGCCAACCUGGUCAGCUGCCUGGCCUGGUUCUGCGUGGAUACGACGCGCGGAGUGGACUUCGGCUUGUCCAUCCUCUGGCUUUUGCUCUUCACGCCGUGUUCUUUCGUCUGUUGGUACAGACCGCUUUACGCAGCGUUCAGGAGUGACAGCUCCUUCAGGUUUUUUGUCUUCUUCUUUGUGUACAUCUGUCAGUUCGGCGUCUACGUUAUCCAGUGCAUUGGGAUUACUGGUUGGGGCGCCAGCGGCUGGAUCUCCGCUCUGACUGGCCUGAACAAAAGCAUCCCAGUGGGCAUCUUGAUGAUCGUGGUUGCAGCGCUCUUUACCUCUCUGGCCGUCCUGUCACUCAUCAUGUUCAAGAAGGUCCACGCGCUGUACCGCACCACCGGCGCCAGCUUCGAGAAGGCCCAGCAGGAGUUCGCCACCGGCGUCAUGUCCAACAAGACGGUGAGAACGGCCGCCGCUAACGCCGCCUCCACGGCCGCACAAGGAGCGUUCAAAGAGCAAGUGUAGUCGACACCAGAGUCCAGUCCUCCAGGCCCCUCAGUGAGCGCCAGCAGACAGAACUGAGGAGGUGUGUCAGAGGGCGCUGAUCCAACAACCAUCCGUGUUCUCAGCGAGAAACAAUCAAUGGACCAACCCUGGGACCUCCUCGCCUUCGCUGCACUCUAAGCACUCAACCAGCGUGGCCCACUUGCUCUGUGUGCGUUCCUGUAUAUGUGUGCAUGUGUGUGGCCAAGUUCCUACACGUUUGUGUGCCUUUUUUUUCGAAUGUUCGCUGUUGCCUGUAGGUCAGGGACAGACUCUUAUGCAGAUGAGCCGACGCUCUGAGGUCUUCAGGGCGUUUCCCUCCAUUAAUCACUUUUGGAUUCUUUGACCUCUCAUCUAAAUCACUUGUUCUUAUCUUAAUGAUUUUGUUACUGGGUUAAAAAAGAAAAAAGCUAAAAUGUCUAAUGGUAUUUUCAAUCUAUGCUAAAAUCAAAAGGUGCGUAAUUUAAAACCACUGGCCCCUAGUGGAGUGACCCUGUAUUGCUAAAAAAAAAAAA